Molossus molossus (Pallas's mastiff bat) is the source of this 1148-nucleotide messenger RNA. Its product is annotated as U1 small nuclear ribonucleoprotein 70 kDa-like. The record is from RefSeq and is a predicted model, not a curated record. The transcript has a single exon. NCBI's taxonomy places the organism in Eukaryota, Metazoa, Chordata, Mammalia, Chiroptera, Molossidae. The coding region runs from base 23 to 826 and encodes 267 amino acids.
CGGUGGUAGAGGAGGCCUCGAAAUGGAUCGCAGUCGCAGUCGCAGCCGUAGCCGCAGCCGCAGCCGCAGCCGCAGCCGCUCUCCACUGAUGGAACCUAAGCGGUCCCGGUCCGCUUCCAGGGAGAGAGAACAAGGGAACCAAGAAAGUUCUCAGCCCCAGGAGAAAGAUGAGAAAAUGAGCCAGUCCCAGGAGAAAGAUGAGAAAAUGAGCCAGUCCCAGGAGAAAGAUGAGAAAAGGAGCCAAUCCCAGGAGAAAGAUGAGAAAAGGAGCCAAUCCCAGGAGAAAGAUGAGAAAAGGAGCCAAUCCCAGGAGAAAGAUGAGAAAAGGAGUCAAUCCCAGGAGAAAGAUCAGAAAAGGAGCCGCUCGCAAUCCCCACACAGAAAACGCUCCAAAUCCCCAAGACGACAGAGAUCCACAUCUCCUUCCCCUUCUCAACCGAAAGGAAGAAAAGAUGAGGAACCAAAGGAAACAAAGAGUGAAGAACAACAGAUUACUGCAGAGGAAGACUCAGAGGGCAAAACAGAGGAAGAAAUAGAAAUGAUGAAGGGAAAAAGAUUGGAUGGCAAUGUAAAUGCCUAUGCCAUAAAUGUGUCUCAGAAAAGGAAGUACAGAGAGAGCGAAAGGGAGAGGGGGAGAGACAGAGACCGAGACAGAGACAGAGACAGAGAAACAUCGAGGUGGGAGAGACACAUGGAUCGGCCACCUCCCUCACGCACCUCAACUGGGGACCGAAACCGCUCCGACAGAGAAUCAAGCCGGCGACACUAUGGAUCACGGGAGUACACUAAACCAUCUGAGCCACACCGGCCAGGGCUCAAAUUAUAGAUUUUAAAUAGAUUUCUCCUGGAUUUCUCGCCUAGAUUGAUGAUGCAGUACAUGAAUCGAAACAGACCUUUGGAUUUCAUUGCAUGAGAAUUGCACUGUUGAAGAAUGAUUUUUUUCCCCCUCAUCUUGAUCAGAAGAGUGGAUUUUGUAUUUUGUGUUUCAUAUGCAUCAAAACAGGAUCACAUUCCUUCCUCCUUGUAAAGUAAGAAAAUUUUGUCUGACGUGCAGUUCACUUACCCUGCCUCAAAAGAAGAAGUACUAAAUAUUACAUUUUUUUCUUUUAGGAAAUAUUUGGGGCAGUCAUCAACCCCAUUUUUUUGUC